Messenger RNA from Anopheles nili, 8798 nucleotides. RefSeq names its product nucleoprotein TPR-like. Lineage: Eukaryota; Metazoa; Arthropoda; Insecta; Diptera; Culicidae. Gene Ontology annotation, cellular component: nuclear pore. Gene Ontology annotation, molecular function: structural constituent of nuclear pore. The coding region runs from base 1 to 8487 and encodes 2828 amino acids. The transcript is spliced from 8 exons. Gene Ontology annotation, biological process: mRNA export from nucleus; protein import into nucleus. The record is from RefSeq and is a predicted model, not a curated record.
AUGGAAGUUGACCAGGCAUCGGGUGUGUUGCACUCGAUUUUGAGCACCGAAGAGAUGGAAGCGAUUUCUGAAACAACGAUAAAGAAGCUGGAGGAUGCUUGCGAAAAGAAGUUUGAGGAGUUCCUCACAGCAAAAGCGUUAUGUGAAACCAGAAAGACUGACCUAGAAAAACUGAAAAUUGAUUACGAGCAGAAAAUCGAAGUGCUAACGCUGAAAGCCGAAGAUGAAUCGGCCAAAUAUCACUCCUCUCAGCAGAGCGUAAAAGAAAUGCGUAUCCAUCUAGAAGAUGUGAAGCAGGAGCUUGUAAAAACCAAGGAAAAACUUUCUUUCAAUGAUACGGAAGCAAACCGUUGCCGACAAGAACGCAAUCAGGCGUUUUCCGAACGUGAUACUAUGGACAGUGCUCUUCGGCGUAAGGAACUGGAAGUCGAUCGGUUACACCAUGAUGUGGUCGAGCUUGAGAAAAAGCUCAAGUCGGCAAACGCAGCUAAGUGUGAAGCGUUGGCCAGACUCGAAGAUAUAGUGAGCAAAGAACACAGUCUCGAGUUUAAGGAAAAACGCAUGGACCAGGAGGUGUCGAUGCGCGAUAAUCAAAUCGCAAGGUUGACACAGGACUUGGAUCAGGCGUUGCGCGAGCUGCAGGCGAUCCGACGCGAUCAAAACAUCAAAUCGCUCACGGUGGAGUCGAAGCUGUCGGAAAAAAUAGAAGAGCUCAAAAUUGCGAACCAAACGAUCACGCAUCUUUCAGAGCAAAACGGCGAGCUUUCGUCAAAGGUGGAAGAAUUGGCGACGAAGAACAUGAAGCUAACAAAUGAGAUGUCCGGCAUGAUGGAUACAUACCACAAACAACUGGAAUCCCAAAACAGACUGUGUGAGUUAUUACAGCAAGACAAACACGACCAGGUUGCACAAACCAAGGAGUUGGAAAAUUCGAUUACAUCUCUGCGUCAAAUGCUCAGCGAAGCUACCGAAUCGUGCGGACAAAUCGAAACCGAGAAGAAACAGCUCGAGCUUAAGCAUGGAGAGGAACUAGCGCAUCAAGAGAAAAUCAUCGGUGAUAUGCAAGAAGAGUUGAAACGUGCCAACGAACUUUUGGCUGAAGCGCAGCAAGAGAACAUUGAACACGCGGUCGAAAUGAUAGCUCCGACGGCGGCCGCAACCAGCCGCAUGAUAAAAACCGGCAUGUCGUUAACGGAGGUUUACACCCAAUACGUACGUACUAUGGAAUCACUACAGAAAGAGCAGAAAGAAAACGGCAAAUUGAAGUUGCAACUGCAAAACAUUCUGCAAGAGCUGCAACAAAAAGCUCCCGAGAUUUCGCGCCAGCAGAAUGAGAAUCAAAAUCUGAAGGACGCUAACGAGGAGAUAACGCUGCAGCUCAACAAAAUGAUUGCGGAGAGCGGAGAAGUUCGUGCAGAGAUGGGCGCACUGAGGGAAAAACUGCGUUAUGUGGAAAGCGAAAACAAAAAAUUCCGCCAAGAACGGGCUGAUCUUAGUCGUCAGAUAUGCCACCUGCUGAAUGAAAUCGAACGAAUUCAGAACGGUGUUAGUGCAUUUGACGCAGAUCAAUCUUAUUCGAGCACUGCUAUUCCGUGUGAUGUCAUCUCUAAAAAGAUGGUUACUUUUAGCAACAUCCAGAGUCUACAAGACAAUAACAUCAAAUUGUUGCUCGUUGUGCGCGAUUUGAGCGCGAAGGUAGAGGAAAUGGAAAAGGUGCAAAAUUCGAUGAGUUCGGCGACAUACGAGGCUAAAUUAGAGGCAUGUGACAAACGUAUUCACGAGUUGAAGGAUACCGUAGAAAAGCAUCGGCACAUGCUAGAACAGUGCAGUCAACAGCGUGACCGUUACAAGAAAAUGUAUCACGAUGCAAUGCGUAGCUACAACCCGGGGGCAACUACAUCCGUUAGCAUGAACGGUGAAAUGAAUUCGCAAAACGAAACGAUGGAAGGCGUUGAUGAGAUAUCGUUUGCACACGAUAGCACGGGUGUUAGCAGAUCGGUUGUGAAAGACGCCAGCAGUUGCAACAACAACAGCAACAUGUCGGCAAUAAUUGUGGAGAAAGAGCGAAAGGUUGUUGAUCUGGAAGCCAAGAUUAAGGAAUUGCGCAAAGAGAUGAAUGUUUUGAAGGAGGAAUACGAAUCGUACCGGCGAGAAAAGUUCUCGAAUGAUAAGCUACUAAACGAGCAACUUGAGCAUUUACGCAAGGAGCACGGUGAAAUGUCAGCUGAAAACAUGAAGUUGAUGGGCUCAAUCGAUUUUAAUACAGAGCAAAAUCGAAUGAUGGUAAAGAACAUUACAACGUAUAAGAACCAGAUUUCGACCUUAGAGGAGCGCAACCGUAACUACGAAAGUACGAUCGCAAAGCAGGAGGCCUCAAUAAUGUACCUCAAGGAUGAUGCUAUGAACGCACAAUCCAAGCUAGCUAGGGCUGAAGUGCAGUUGGAGAAUCUGAAGCACGAGUGUCGCAUCCUGAAAGACAGUGAGUCUCGGCUCCAGACUGAGCGUGAAAUAUUAAACCGAGAGCGGUGUAAUCAGAACCUUUUGUUGAAUAAUCUUGAAAUGAUUAAGGUGAGCAUGGAACGAUCGGAAAGCGAAGGUCGGUUGAGGCUUGAGUCACGUGUUGAUGAAAUAUCUCGCGAAUGUUCGGCCUUGCGGCGCCGGUUACAAGAGGAGCAAGAUCGUUUCCGCGAGCAAAUGGCGCACAUGCAGCGCCAGACGGAAACAGCCCAAAAGCGCAUGGAGGAAGAAGUGGCUAUUGCGGAAGCUCACCAAGCCGAACUUCGCGAUGUUCGAGACGAACUGGAAAUCAAGUCGCGUAAAAUUGAUGAUCUGCAACGUAAAUUGCAAGAAACACUCUCACCGAACGACGAAGACAAUCCAAUUACACAAGCGAAGCGAAAGAUACGCGAGUUGGAGCAGCGCUUGGCAGAGAACGUUGUUGAGGUUGAGUCACUUCAAGAACAACUCGUAACGGCACAAGAACACAUAAAGCAGUAUACGGAUCUUGCCGAAUCUGCCGAGAAAGAGCUCAAAGAUCUAACGGAGCUAUACAACCGCCAGAAAGAAAUGAGCGAAACCGAGUUGAUGAAAUUCCGUAAAAUCGAGGAAGAUCUGCGAGCUAAAGUGGACGAACUGAAAACAGAGGUAUCACUUAAGAUCACCGGUGUACAACUAACCACAGGAGACAAAGAUUCCGAAUUGCACAAAGUGCAGCUAGAGCUGAAGGAUACGCUAGAGAAGGUAGCAGAACAGGGCCGAGAGCUGCGUGAAAUGCGUGAAAAGUGUAACUCUUUGACUGAGCAGGUUCACAUGGCAGAGCAAAAGUAUGCACGAGAAAUGGCGCAACACUCGAGUGACAUUCAGCAGCUGGCGCAGAUGAAGGAAGACAUGCAACGAACAAAGGCACAGUUUGACGAGCUCCGUGAAAAGCGCGAACAGGCUCAGGAACGGCUGAAAACGAACGAAGAGUGUUGGACAAAUCGAGAGCAAAUGCUUCGUAAAGAAAUGGCUCAGCUGGAGGAGCAGGUUAACAAUCUUAAUUCGCAAAACAGUGCGCUGCAUGAUCAGAUCGAGAGUCUCAGCACUCGAAUGUCAAUCAAUGCUGCGGCCCUUAACCAUUCGACGUCAGCAACGGACGCGAAUGUUGCAGAUGAGUCCAUGGCUGGAGACAACUCUCUGUUGAACAGGUCUUUGAACGACGAGGAAAAGCACUCGAUCGAACAGCUAAUGCAGAUUCUAAAGUACUUGCGGAAAGAGAAAGACAUAGCGGUGGCUCAAUUUGAUGUGCUGCGUUCGGAGAAUAUACGCUUGCAAUCGGAGCUAAUGUUGGUGCAGAAAAAACUUGAGGAGUCGCAUGCCGAACUGACCGAGGCACGGGAGAAGAACGAUACCGGUAUUGUGACGGCGGCAAAACACGAGGAAAUAUUGCGCAAACUCGACACAUAUAACGCCAUUACGGAUAGCAAUCGCGUUUUGCGUGAGGAGCGGGACGGUCUCAAUCAGAAGGUGAAAGAGCUGUCCCAGAGACUGCUUGAAGCCGAAGAUAAGUUGUUCCCGUUGGAGGAAAAGGUGCGCGAACUUUCCGUGAAGCUGGAGUCUUCCUCCAAUGAAAACACCACGCUACGAAUGGAUGUGGCACGCCAACGCCAGCGUAUGACUACGUUAGUCGAGCGCUCGUCUAAAACCAAUUCGGAUGACUGGAAGCGCAUGCAGACGGAACGUGAAAAUCUUGCAAAGAUGCUCAUGGCCGAAAAGGACCUACUCAAGCAUGCCAACGAGGAGCUCAAUACACUGAAGCUUGAGCGAACACGCCUCGAGGCAGAUCUUAAUGCAACGAACAAACAGCUGCAUGCUAGCAACGAGCAAGUAAAGCGCCUAACUGAGGAUCUUGAGGCUACUGCCACCCAGUCUGUAGAAACAGAAACGCUAAAAGCAAAACUUAAAAAUACAGAAGAGCAGUUGGCGGAGGUACGCAUCAAAGAAAGCCAGAUUCGGAAGAUCGCGAAACGCUACAAGGACUCAUUUACGGAACUAAAGCGUCAAACGGACGAGCGAGAAGCGGAUGGUGCUGGCAGUGCUGCGGCUGGAGGCACAUCAGGCGAUGUUGCUGCAUCCGGUGCGAGCGGUUCUGAAGAGGGGGCUGUAGAUUUGGAAGACAUGCGUAAGCAAAUCGAUGCGGCAGCUGAGGAAAUUGACACGCUUAAGAAAGAAAAUGAAUUGUUGCGUGCUAAAUUGGAGAAAGCAGAGCGAAGCAUGGAAUUGGUAAAGGAUGCGAAGCAUCGCAUUCUUAGCCUGACCGAACAGAAAAAUAAUGCAACACGUGAGCUGAGCGCAGUCAAAGGCCAGAUCGAUCAGAUGCGCGAGGAAACUGAUCUGCUAAAGGCUCAGUACGAGGGUCGAAUGACUCGCUGUGAGAAGGAGAGCGCAGAUGCGGAUCGAGAAAGCAAGGAUACGAUUAGCCGGUUGACGCGCGAAAACGAACAGCUGUCGAUGCGUUUGAGCCAGCUAAACCGUCAGCUUGGCUUGCAACAGGCUGUUGCCAAACCGACGACAAGUGCAGUUGGUGUAGCAGGAGCAUCGGAGAAACCGGCAGGUGAAAGCCCGCGUACAGCAAAUGUGAAACCAAUGGCAGGACCAAGCCAGCAGCAGUCAGCAGCCGUCACACCGAGAAGAGUUAAUGAAACACCGCUCGCCAGCAUCCGACCGAUGGCAGUCAGUAGCCGCACGGCUGCCGUGCUACCGACCAGUCAGAGCAGUAGUACAAAUGUCGCGAUCGUGCAAGGAUCGUCUGCAUCGACUACUCCGGCCUCCGGUGUUGGAGUAUCUGGUGGUGCUACGGCAAGCAAUAGCAAUGUUACCGCCACAACUGUAGCGGCUGGUAGUAGCAGUGCGCCAGGUACUUCCAGCUCUGCAGGUGGCAGUGGAAGCGGAGGAGCAACAGGUGCCGCAUCAACCAGUGGUCUCACAACAGCUCUAGUGCCACCGCAACAGCAGGUUCACAGCGCUACAGCCACUAGCAGUAGCAGCAGCAGCAGCAGUAGCGGCGGUGGAAUCAAUGCUGUAAUGAACGAGUCAAUAGCGUCAUCGUCUCCUACGAGCUCUCACACAGACUAUAUGCCUGCGACGAGUUCGGCCAGUGUGGCCGUUGCAGCCGUGCCGCCGAUGGGUACCGCAUCAACCUCAACUGCCGAAAGUUCCUCGUCUUCGUCUUCCAGCACUUCGCAGGCCGACGGUGAUAACGCGCAACAGGUCGGUAGCAACGAUCCACAGGCACAACAACUGCAGCAGCAACAGGUGCUGCAGGCCGCCGUUGCCAUGGUUAUGCCUCACGUCGAAGCAGGUGUAGGCCAACAACAGGCACUUCAACAACCGCUGUCGCAACAAUUGCCACAACAGCAGCAACAAUCACAACAACAACCACAGCAGCAACAACUUCAGCCACAAUCAGCGACUCAACAAUCCUCCCAGCCAGUGCAACAGCAACCACAGCAACAACAGUUGCAACAGCAGCAGCAACCUGCUCCACAAGCUUCGUCUAGUAAUACUGUGACAACGACGCAGGCUGGUCACAAAAGACCACGUGACGUUGAAGGUGAUAGUUCUACUGAUACCGUUGGGCAGCCGUUGGCUAGCAAACCGGCACCAGCAAAAAAGCGUAUUCGAAUGGUUCAAAUUGCGGCGGAUGGCUUCCAGGGUGUCAGCGAGUCCGGGCUGGAUGUGGAGUACCAGGUGCCGACGUCAUCCCAGCGAGACCAAGAGGAUGACAUUAUUGUGGUAGAUUCCGAAGAAGAAGACGACGAUGAUGAAGAUGAAGAUGACGAGGAAGAGGACGUUGGAAUGGUUGACGAAGGUACAGCGGAGGCGGACGACGGUCCAUUCGAUGGGUAUGAAACGGAAGAACUGGGCGUUGCUGGUGGCGUUGGAGCUUAUGAUGAGGGUGAAGGCCCGGACAUUGACGAAGACAACAUUCAGUCCGUCAACAACGAGGUCGACGUAGAUGAAGAUAAUGAAGUUCCAAAUCUUUGCGGUACUUCCUCCACUACCUCUUCAUCUACAUUGUCGUCCUUGCUGUCGGCUAAGCAGCUACCAAGUCAACAUGCCGAUCCAAUGGAUACAACAGCGGACGUUGAAACGAGCAGUACCACGGCAUCCGCCGGUGCUAGUUCGGUUCCUACAGCCGGACCGUCAACUUCGAUGGAAUCGUCGUCUGCCGUAGAAAGCGGUGCUAGUACUAGCUCCUCCACCAUCGGUGGCAGCACAACAAAUGAUGCGCAACAGCUGCCCCAGAUUCAAAGCACCACAGGUGCUGGUCCUAAUGAACCAUCCAACGGAAGCGGCCAACAAUCGUCUUCCUCCGUUGCGCUUCCAUCGACAGCAGCGACAUCCUCCGGAUCUGGGUCAGUUGCAGCACCCUCUCAGGCCGUUGCUGCUAGUAUCGGCGUUGCUGGUAACGUAGCUACCACAGCACGACAGAUAGUCAAUCCGCUUAGCCGUCAGCAACAGCAGGCGGCACACCUGAUGCUGAUGCAACAAAACUUUGAGCAUCAUGAGAGUGCGGAUGAUCGAAUUGUUCCCAGUACGCCGACACUGUAUGCCUCUCGUCGAACGGAUGGCUUCAAUGUAAGUUCGCCGCACCCACAGGUUCCAACUGCUCGGUUCACUUUCGGGGACACUUCUCUAAGCCGUCAGUCAGUUGGCGUAGUACCUACCAGUGCUAGUGCCGGAGCAGUUGGAUUACCGGAAGGGAUAGAUGACACACGCAUUGAUCUUUCUCAGCUGGAAGAGCCAACAGCUGGAAACAGCAGCAGCGGAGGACGCAGCGUGCCCACGACACCGCAGCUCUCACACACCGAACAUUCGUUAAUGGCUACGGUCGGAGUGGCAGGGCCAUCGUCUAGCAGUGGAAACACUAGCAGCGAACGACUAUCUUCUGGUGGAGGCGAAAGUCAGGUGCCUGAUAUUUUAGUUUCAGGAGCUAGUGUUGGAGAUGGUUAUAUCCCUGAAUCAACUACCAGUAGCAGCAGUAUCGAACCCCUCUUAGGGUCCUACACAUCCGAGGCUCAAGCAUCAUCGGAUGCUGGGGCUGGGGCACUCGAUCGUAGCGAGCGAGAGUUGCUGGAAGAAGAUGACGACGACAAUAUCGUCGACGAUGGUAUUGCCGAAGGGGACGCUCGGGGAGUUAGAGCCGCGUUAAACGCAACUAUCGGUACCGACGAUGAUGUAGAUGACGACGUCGACAUGGAAGAUCAAAACUCAUCUUCGACGACUACAACCACAACCACUGCAACAACUGCCACCAAACAUUCCAUCCCAACUUCAGGUCCUACAACAUCUGGGGGAAUGGCUGGAGGAACAGGUACUGAACCGUCCCCAGCUGUCCCAAGCACGUCUGCCGGUUCUGGCAUGGCAACUGGAUUAUCAGCGGGUACGUCGCAGAGCUCUGAAUCCGCUGGUACCAGUGGAAUUUCUUCCGCUUCCAGAAAAAACGAAGCAGAUACUGGAGCCGGCGAUGAUGGAGUUAGCUCAGAAGGAGAAAAACUUAACACCACCUUGCAACAGUUACCUAUGGAAGAAAGCAGCGAAGCUGAUGUUCUAGAAACUCCGAGCAGUAACACGCGAUCACGUACUGCAACUCAUCGCGUAACAUCAGUACAGCGCCGAGCUGCAGGACGUCGUUAUACUCAACGAUCUAGUAAUCGUACACCAAUCACUUGGAACGAGAGCAGACCUCUAAAUCGCUCAGGCCCACCAACGAUGGCCUCUCCGCCACAAGCGCAGCAUUACCAAUCGCAACACAUGAUGCAGCAACAGCACAUGCAACAGAUGCACAUGCAGCAUCAACAACAACAGAUGCAGCAGCAACAGCAGAUGCAGCAACAACAGAUGCAACAGCAACUUCAGCAUCAGCAGCAAAGACAACAAGGUUCUAUACGAAGACCGGGCGGACGGCGUGCAAGACGUUCUAAUGCACCGUAUCAGUAUCAGUAAGGAACAAGCGCAAACAUAUUUUGUGCACCGGUGUCAUGUGCGGUGUUGUUCCUUUCUCUACAUUACAUUGAUUUUCAUCUCUACUAAGUGUUGCGUUUAGAGUAACAUGGGUAUCGAAAGACAACUCAGCGUCGAAAAAAAAACAGAAUGAAUAUGACUAUCAAAAGCACAGAAAGCUAAAACAGAGAUGGUCAAGUUUAAUUUACUUACAAUUACAUAGUUCUUAGAUCGUGAUUUUUUUCCUUAUACAACAACAUAAACACGUUUAAGAGUUAGCUUUACUGGCGGUAACGAAAGAUCCAGUACGAAUU